ACUCAGCCUCUGCAAAGUGCUUUAGUAUAGUUUUGCUGUGAUAAGAGAAAACAUUGUGUUAGUCUGCUGGAGCACUAUUUUAAAGCAUGGAAUUAUAAGUAAUUAAGAUAAAGUGGAGCUGUGCGAAAAGUUAGAACACGCGAGGAACUCCUAAAGCAGCAAAGUGUCGCGACAAUUUUGACGGUGCGGAAAAUAUGGAAUAGACAGAGAGAGAGAGAGAGAGUGAAAUUCGCGGUGAAGUUGCCCGUGAUCCGCAGUCAUGCCAUCGCUGGGCGACAGUCAGCACAACUCCGCCGAGGAGAUCCAGAUCGGCCUGGCGCCCUACAUCCAGCACUACCUGGCGCAGACGGGCAGGCGGCACUCCUGCUGCAGCGUCAUGCUGCCCGUGGCCUUCGAGAGGGCGGCGCCCAAGGCGUGGUGGGACCCCAAGUUCGACUCCGCCAUCCUCGAGGGCCAGUACCAGUCCAGCGUCUUUCCGCAGCUCCGGCUCAGAUUUCGAUUCGCCCUCCUGUACAUCCUCCUCUGCUCAGUGGUCUGGAUGAUUUACUUUCUGACUGUCGCAAAGCUGAAUUCCCUCGUAUCAAUAGCCUUCGGACUGUGCAUUGUGCUGUGCCUGGUCACCGUCUGGCUCACGUACUCCAAGUUCUACGAGCACAGAGCCCACGCGGUGACGCUGUGCGUGGCCUGCAGCAUCUGUCUGCUGUCGCUGCUCUUCGUCAGUCUGUCCGGGAGGAGCUUCUCCGCCCUGGGACACUUCGCCACCUGCAUCGAGGUCAUCCUGCUGAUCUACACGCUCAUGCCGCUGCCGCUGUGGCAGUGCGUCUCCAUCUCCGUGCUCUACUCGCUCCUCUUCGAGGCGCUACACUUCAUCUUCCAGAACUUCUACUACGCCGGCGACUCGCAGGAGGACGACUCCAGCACGCCCUAUCGCGUGAUUGUGGUGCGCUGCCUCCUGCACCUGUGCGUGCACAUGGUGGGUCUGCAUGUGCUGGUGAUGAACGUGGUGCGGAUGCGCUGCACAUUCAUGAAGGUGGGCCAGAACCUCCUCAUCCGGCGCCAGCUGGAGAUGGAGAAGCAGCUGAAGGAGAAGAUGAUCCAUUCCGUGAUGCCGCCCAAGGUGGCGGACAUGCUCAUGAAGGAAGGCUCCACGAUGGAGUCUGGGCAGGAUCCGAAGCGCUCCUAUUCACUCCAUCCGCGCCUCUCGAACGACGUCAAGUCGCUGUUCAGGCCCUUCCACAUGCACUCCAUGGACAACGUGAGCAUCCUGUUUGCCGACAUCGUGGGCUUCACCAAGAUGUCCACCACGAAGACUGCCGAGCAGCUGGUGGAGAUUCUCAAUGAUCUCUUUGAGCGCUUCGACGAGCUCUGCAUGCUCAACGGCUGCGAGAAGAUCUCCACGCUGGGCGACUGCUACUACUGCGUGUCCGGAUGUCCGGAACCGCGGGCAGAUCACGCGAUGUGCUGCGUGGAGAUGGGCCUGGGCAUGAUCCAGGCGGUGAGGAUUUUCGACGCGCAGAAGAACGAGGGCGUGAAGAUGAGAGUGGGCGUGCACACGGGAUCCGUGCUCUGUGGCAUCGUCGGCACCAGGAGGGUGAAGUUCGAUGUGUGGAGCAAUGAUGUCACCUUGGCCAACCGGAUGGAGUCGACUGGAACGCCUGAGCAAGUGCACAUUUCCGAGGAGACGCGGAAAUUCCUGGGCGACGGCUACAUUCUCAAGGAGGGCGACGAGGUGUUCGGUCAUCGCACGUACUUCGUGGUGGGCAAGAAGUGCAUCUCCAUGGACGCCAGCCGGAGCGAAGUGGACGUCUCCAAGGCGGGUGCGUGUCAGCUGCUGAUUCCGCAGUUUGAUGGCUUCACUAAUGGGGUUCAGCUGUCGCGCAGCGUCACCAACUUGUCCUCAAUCCAGCCCACAGUGCCACCAGCCUCGCCCAUCGGGGUGACAUCCACCUCGCUGACGCCCAGUCCCAUUCUGUCCACGCGCCCCAGGCUGGCCUCCCUGAGUCGCGUGACCAAGUACCUCACGGGCGCCAAUCACGCACCCAUCGACGUGUCCAACCGGCUGAGCAGCCAGCGCGCCGGCGAGGCCGCGGCGCCCACCAUCAUUGUCACGACCAAGUCGCUGCCGGGCAGCCUGGACUCCGACCAGGAAGACUCCUGCUGCCGCGGCUCCCACCGCAAGACUGACGAGCGCAAGUACUCGGCCAAGCUGCGCGGCUGGCGAGUGCCGCGCUUCCUCAGGAAGACUGACGACUUCCCGCCCGACUGUGAUAGCGCCAAGAAGGCCGACCCGCCGCUCUGCGCCGACCAGAACGGCUACCAGCAGGUGCCCGUGGUGGUGGAGACGCCGGCGCCCGCCAUGAACACGCUGGAGCUGCCGCGGGGCCCCACCAACUGCUCCCCCAGCCAGUGCUCCAUGUUCGACGACAUCAUCGACGUGCGCUCCUACAUCUCGCACUCACGCAGCGACAUCUCGCCCUUCGGCCGCUCCGGCAGCUACAGAUCGCAGUGCGGGAGAUCGCCACAGGCCGCCGGCGGCGAGGUCACGCCGGCCGGGCGCUCGCGGAGCUCCACGAUGGCGCCCAUCGCGGUGAGUCUGCAGCAGAGGAACUGCUCAAGCCCGUGGAUCGAGGUGCUCAGCAUGUGUCCUUCGGCGCACAGCCGCAAGGACUCUGGCAUCAAGAGCAACUCCCGGCGCUCCAGCAUCCACCACGUGAACGGCGUGCAGCCCGCCCUGGGAGCGUCUGCGCAGCGCGUGUCCGGAUACUUCACCAGCUCGCAGUCCAGCCUCGCCGAGACGCCGAACGUCGUCAACGACGCGCCCUAUGUCGAUCCCCUGGCGGCGUGUCUGCAGCAGCUGCGGAAGCAGUCGGAUCUGCAGCUGAUCCGCUGCGUGAAGGAGAACGCCAAGUCACAGAGGAGCUACCUGGUGAAGCCGCCAGUGUCCAAUGUGACGCUCUUCUUCAGAUCCUGGCAGAUGGAGAGGGAGUUCCGCAGCAAGGCGCAUCGCUUUGGGCAGGAGAACCAGGGCGAAGGUCCGCCCACUCUGGCCACGCCGCGCUACAACACCUACAUAGACUUGCUGGUGAGUGUGUUCAUCUUCCUCACCAUCUCCCUGUCGCUCUUCCUGCUCGUGCCAAUCACCAUGAGCAUCGGCUACCAAGUGUGGGUGGCGCUGUUCGCCGUCUUCUGUGGCAUCCAGUUCCUGGCAGUCUUCAUUUGCUCCAAGCAGAUGAUCAGGCUGUCCAGAGGACACACCAAGUCGGAUUCCUGCAUCGACAGGCUCUUCGAUUCCGUGUCCAAUUGGUAUCCUUGGCACAUUUGCGGCUCAAUCCUCAUGUCUCUUCCUGUCAUCUCAAUCUUCCUCAAUCUCACCACUCUCGACGUGGACACUCUCACGCCCUACGAGUUCCACUACGGCCUGCUGCUCUUCAUCUGCGUCAUCCACUACUGCAACUUCACCCAGCUCAAUUGCUGGCUGCGGAACUCUCUGGCUCUCCUGGCGGCGGUGGCAUUCAUCGGGAUCACCAUCUACCAGUGGCACGCGUUCGUGCAGCUCCAGAGCCAAGAGAUUCCCUUCGGCACGCACGUUCUCAACGUCACCAAUCCGUCAGCGAAUUACCUUCACGAGGAGAUCCGCCUCCUGACAUUCUACCAAAUCGAGAUCUACAUCGAUCUCAUUCUCCUGCUCUUCUUGGUGUGCUUCCUCAAUCGCGAGUACGAGAUCGGCUACCGGCUGACGUUCUACGGCAGCGCCGUGGCGAAUCAGGACAAGAUCCGCGUGCAGCACAUGAAGAAUCAGGCCGACAUGCUGCUCCACAACAUCAUUCCCAAGCACGUGGCGGAGCAGCUGAAGAACACGGCCAAGUAUUCUGAGAACUACCACGAUGUCGGCAUCAUCUUCGCCAGCAUCGUGAACUUCAACGAGAUGUACGACGAGUCGUAUCUGGGCGGGAAGGAGUAUCUGCGCGUGCUGAACGAGCUGAUUGGGGACUUCGAUGAGCUCCUGUCGCGCCCGGAGUUCCAGUGCGUGGAGAAGAUCAAGUCCAUCGGCAGCACCUUCAUGGCGGCCAGCGGACUGGAUCCGUCCACGCGUGGUGACAAUCAGCAGCACCUGCAUGCGCUGAUUGAGUUCUCCUGUGCCAUGCAGGGCGUCGUGGAUGCCUUCAACAAGGACCUGCUGGAGUUCAACCUCAUCCUGCGCAUCGGUUUCAACAUUGGCGACGUGACGGCCGGCGUGAUCGGCACCAGCAAGCUGUACUACGACAUCUGGGGUGACGCCGUGAACGUGGCCAGUCGCAUGGACUCCACGGGCGUGGCGGGCAGGAUCCAGGUGGGCAAGGAGUGCCUGCCCCACCUGGAGGCGGCGUACGACUUCGAGCCGCGCGGCAGUGUGUACGUGAAGGGGAAGGACAACAUGGAAGUGUACCUUCUCAAGGGCAAGAAGUCGUUUCCCCACGGCGAAUCCUGAGGCUGAAGUGUGGAAGCAGCUUCCGGAAUAUAGUGCAUCGAAUGCUCAGGCAGAGCUUUUCUGCCUGCUUUCUCCGCCACCCCCCCGGAAAGAGCGAGAAAAGCUCUCAAGGGAGCAAAAAACGCGGCCCUUUUUCGUGAUGUUUCAAAAGAAAUUAAUAUUAAAAAAAAAAAAGUUGUUGUCAAUUUGUUGUCCUCAUAAAUAUAUUUAAAAAGAAAAAAAAAGUAUUGUUUUCCCAAGAGAAAAAUUGUGAGAUUUUACCGAUAUUGCGCAAAAUUAUUUUAAUUUGUACAUAAAACAUUAUUAGUAUGUAGCAUUUUUGUAAAUUGAAAGCUCAUGUUUUAUCAUUUUGCCAGAGAUUGUAACUUUAUUGGAUACAAAAGCAUUGUGUAAAGGAGAGAAAGGAAGAACAUUCUCUCUCUCUCUUUCUCUCUCUCCAUAAAUCUUGGUAGUUCUUUUGUGUGUGAGAAGACAAACAGGAAAACUGUCUCGUGUAAUUUCCCCAAAACUUGUAACUACAAUUUGCCCCCAAAAAAAACAUGAAUGGAAGCUUUAACAAGAUGAAAAAGAAAGCAUCUUUUUAUACAGUCUCCAGACGGACUAAUAACAGUAAAGCCCAAAUAAUUGCUUCAAAUAGUCAUAAAGUAGCGAAGGAAGAAUAGUUCUUUUUCCUCCUGUAAAAUCUGAUGCUCAAAACAUUUGCUGCUCCAGAGCAUUUUGUCAAGCACAAUGAAUUCUUCAGUCUCCAUAGAGAUUUGCACAGAUUAAUUAAGGUUUUUUUUAAUUGUUCCUCCUCUUCAGCGUUUCUCUGAGAACCAAUUUAAGACAUAAAUUAUGUGAUUUCUUUUUUGAGGCAAAAGAAAAAUAAUGCUUAAAACUCUCACACAAGAUAAUCCCAUAAGUAAUUGUACUGUUUUUUUCCAAAAUGAUAAAUCAAAGGUUUUUUUGCUGAAAAAUGCAAAAGCUUUUCAUCAUCAAUUCGCUCCUUUUUCUUUUCAAUAGAUAUUCACAAAAUCAGACAACACUCAAUCUUCAAAAACUUGACUGUAUUGAGACAUAAAUGGAACUAAAACUAUUUUCUAUUGACUUAAACUAUAGUAGAAUUUGUAUCAAAAUGUAGAGAAAAAAAUAAUUAAUUAUUAAAUAUUUUAUGUAUUUGUUUAAA
Phlebotomus argentipes is the source of this 5633-nucleotide messenger RNA. It is a transcript of the gene Ac13E, whose product is annotated as adenylate cyclase type 9. Gene Ontology annotation, molecular function: adenylate cyclase activity. NCBI's taxonomy places the organism in Eukaryota, Metazoa, Arthropoda, Insecta, Diptera, Psychodidae. Gene Ontology annotation, biological process: adenylate cyclase-activating G protein-coupled receptor signaling pathway; cyclic nucleotide biosynthetic process; intracellular signal transduction. The transcript is spliced from 7 exons. The coding region runs from base 260 to 4468 and encodes 1402 amino acids. The record is from RefSeq and is a predicted model, not a curated record.